UCGCUGCCUUGGAAACGCCACACAUGCGGAGCACGAACUGGGGACCCAGAUUUCAGAGGCUUCUUCCUCCACUCUUCUCCAUCCAUUCCUCCCAUCAGCAGUCAACUGGGCGGCUGUGCCACCACUGAUAUGGACCCGCGGAAAUGCAGACAAGGCUGAAAAAGACAGAGUGAAAAAGAAGAAAAUAACUUGAAGCGGCGCACAGGCAGGUAAACCAUGCCCUUGGUAAAACGCAGUAUAGAGCCUAGACAUCUGUGUCGAGGUGCAGUACCUGAUGGAGUCACCAGUGAACUGGAGUGUGUUACCAAUAGCACCCUCGCUGCCAUCAUCAAACAGCUUGGUAGCCUCAGUCGUCAUGCGGAGGACAUCUUUGGAGAGCUGUUCAAUGAAGCCAAUAGCUUCUACAUGAGAAUGAACAACCUACAGGAGAGAGUAGACAUACUGGCUGUCAAAGUCACACAGCUAGACUCCACCGUGGAAGAAGUCUCUCUGCAGGACAUCAACAUGCGUAAAGCGUUUAAGAGCAGCACCAUCCAAGACCAACAGGUGGUCUCACGGACCUCAGUCCCCAACCCUGUGGUAGAGAUGUACCAUCGCUGUGACAAACCUCCACCGCUAAACAUACUCAGUACCUAUAGGGAUGAUAAGAAGGAUGCGUUGAAGUUCUACACAGACCCCUCCUACUUCUUCAUGCUGUGGAAAGAAAAGAUGCUGCAGGCCACGGAGGACAAGAGGAAGGAGAAGAGACGACAGAAGACCAGCUGUCCGACCCACUCUGACCAGGGUAGACCUCACAGCAGACAGGCUCCACCUCGCAGCCCACUACCCAGCUCCGAGCAGCACAAACAGGUAGAGGACCCGGGAAGGGAGGUGAAGAAGGUUCGUAAAGCCCGUAAUCGCAGACAGGAGUGGAAUAUGAUGGCUUAUGACAAGGAGUUCCGCCCCGAUACCAGACUAACCCCCUCACCCUAUCACGGAAUGUCCUCCGAGGGGUCGCUAUCACCCGAUAACAGGUCUGUGGCAUCAGACAUGGGCGAGCUCUCCUACCCGUCCAGCCCUAACCACCCCUCCCAGCCCCCCUCCGCCCCCCAUCCCAUCGACGGUGUCCCCCACCUCACCCAGACACCACAGACCCAGUCCUUAGACAGGGGUGGGUACCCCCGACCUAAUCUCCCCUCUGGUGUAGUCGCUGGGGGAAGACAUAUCGCCUCUCUGGGGCGCACUCAGCUCCCCCACGCACCCUCUGAGGGGGGAGCACUCAAUGGGCCACGGCAGCAGUCUGUCAAGGACUACAGGGCAUAUGGCGGCCAGCCAUCAGCCAUCCCCGAGUACCUCACCCCCCCUGCCCCUCCCCCUCCCCCACCCCUCAUCCCGUCCACCCAGACUGCCUUCGACUCCACCUCCUCCUCCUCCCAUUCUCCCCCCGGGGCCGUGGCGGUCAUGUCCCGCCCUUACAAUCCCUCCCCUACUCCCCCUGCCCCUGUCAACUAUGUCCCCUCCCCCUCUCACACCCCUCCGGUGCCCCUCCCGCUGCCCCCCCCCUCCUCCCCCACCUGGUCUACCCCCUCCCAUAUCCUGCCUCUGGCUCACGCCAUUGGUGGAGAAGCUCCUGCCACUAGGAAGGGCCAGAUGCCGAUGAUUCCGAUAAGCGACGCUCGCAGCGACCUGUUGGCUGCCAUACGUAGAGGUAUCCAGUUGAGGAAGGUCCAGGAACAGAGAGAGCAGGAAGCAAAGAGAGAGCCAGUUGGAAACGACGUGGCCACCAUCCUAUCACGUCGCAUCGCCGUUGAGUACAGUGAAUCAGAUUCCGACUCCGGCGGGGAGGACAACGGGGAGUGGUCCGACUGAAAUGGGUCAGGGGUCAAUAGGUUAAAGGGGACAAGUGGAGGUGCUUGUGAGGAAAGGGUGUUCAAAACUUUAUUCAAAAUUAUUGAAUUCAAUUUCUGUUGCCCACCACACACAUAUAGACUUUAAAGGGAUAGACCAACCACCAACCUACCUAACUCCCCCACUCUAGCACAUUGUUGUGUGCUUGAGUAGUAUUGCUAAACACACUACAUGACUUCUACUCAAGCACUAUAACACAAUCAAUGAAGCAAUGCUAUAGUAGAGGACUACAGUACAUACCCGUGUGCAGUUGUGGCCAAAAGUUUGGGAAUGACACAUAUUAACUUUCACAAAGUCUGCUGCCUCAGUUUGUAUGAUGGCAAUUUGCAUAUACUCCAGAAUGUUAUGAAGCGUGAUCAGAUGAUUUGCAAUUAAUUGCAAAGUCCCUCUUUGCCAUGCAAAUGAACUGAAAAAAACAUUUCCACUGCAUUUCAGCCCUGCCACAAAAGGACCAGCUGACAUGUCAGUGACUCUCUCGUUAACACAGGUGUGAGUGUUGAUGAGGACAAGGCUGGAGAUCACUCUGUCAUGCUGAUUGAGUUUGAAUAACUGACUGGAAGCUUCAAAAGGAGGGUGGUGCUUGGAUUCAUUGUUCUUCCUCUGUCAACCAUGGUUACCUGCAAGGAAACACGUGCCGUCAUCAUUGCUUUGCUCAAAAAGGGCUUCACAGGCAAGGAUGCUGCUGCCAGUAAGAUUGCACCUAAAUAAACCAUUUAUCGGAACUUCAAGGAGAGCGGGUCAAUUGUUGUGAAGAAGGCUUCAGAGCGCCCAAGAAAGUCCAGCAAGCACCAGGACCGUCUCCUAAAGUUGAUUCAGCUGUGGGAUCGGGGCACCACCAGUACAGAGCUUGCUCAGGAAUGGCAGCAGGCAGGUGUGAGUCCAUCUGCACGCACAGUGAGGCAAGGACUUUUGGAGGAUGGCCUGGUGUCAAGAAGGGCAGCAAAGAAGCCACUUCUCUCCUAGAAAAACAUCAGGGACAGACUGAUAUUCUGCAAAAGGUACAGGGAUUGGACUGCUGAGGCCUGGGGUAAAGUCAUUUUCUCUGAUGAAUCCCCUUUCCGAUUGUUUGGGGCAUCCGGAAAAAAAGCUUGUCCGGGGAAGGCAAGAUCAGCGCUACCAUCAGUCCUGUGUCAUUCCAACAGUAAAGCAUCCUGAGACCAUUCAUGUGUGAGGUUGCUUCUCAGCCAAGGGAGUGGUCUCACUCACAAUUUUGCCUAAGAACACAGCCAUGAAUAAAGAAUGGUAUCAACACAUCCUCCGAGAGCAACUUCUCCCAACCAUCCAGGAACAGUUUGGUGACGAACAAUGCCUUUUCCAGCAUGAUGGAGCACCUUACCACAAGGGAAAAGCGAAAAUGAAGUGGCUCAGGGAACAAAACAUCGAUAUUUUGGGUCCAUGGCCAGGAAAAUCCCCAGACCUUAAUCUCCUUGAGAACUUGUGGUCAAUCCUCAAGAGGUGGGUGGACAAACAAAAACCCACAAAUUCUGACAAACUCCAAGCAUUGAUUUAUGCAAGAAUGGGCUGCCAUCAUUCAGGAUGUGGCCCGGAAGUUAAUUGACAGCAUGCCAGGAUGAAUUGCAGAGGUCUUGAAAAAGGAGGGUCAACACUGCAAAUAUUGACUCUUUGCAUCAACUUCAUGUAAUUGUCAAUAAAAGCCUUUGACACUUAUGAAAUGCUUGUAAUUAUACUUCAGUAUUCAAUAGUAACAUCUGACAAAAAUAUCUAAAGACACUGAAGCAGCAGACUUUGUGAAAAUUUAUAUUUGUCAUUCUCAAAACUUGUGGCCAUAACUGUACAGUACAACACUACAAAAAGCUAGAACUCAACUUCCCUUUGCUUAAGUCAACUAAAUGAAAUGGUCCGAAAUGGAGGGAAGGGAUUCAUUGUAAAUACAUAGAGGAGCACAAGUGAGAUAAAAGGUGAGUGACACAUUCACGUUUUAUUUAGUUAUUCAUUCAAGUUAUUUAUUUUAUAUGGCACAUAAAUAUGCAAUUAUGUACCCACAGCAACUAACACUAAGCAUCAGAAAGUUCAGAUAGUUGCACUUGAUAACGCUAAUUCUAGAAGACAGACAGACAAUGUUCUGGUGAAUUGUCACUGCAACACAUGGGGGGGGUGACGCACCCUGGAAUACCAUAGUGUGUGAAACUGCAUAGGAUCCCUCUUAACAACUCAACACCACCCACCUCUUCUCCACGUGUAAACAACAACAAACUCAUAAAAUAAAACCCUGCUCAUAAAAGAAAAUACCAGUGUGCAGUGCUUUUAAAUAUGGCUUUACACUUUAACACAAGUUUUAAAAUGAAUGUUUUAAGAUAAUAAUAACACUAUAUAGGUUUGUAUCAGCAACAAUUACUCUGUAUUGGAGUGAACGGACAUACUAGUUCAGUAUGAUGCAGUGAGUUAAUGUAUUUUCAAGAGCACAUUUUUUCAGGGCAUGUGGAAUUGUGGGUAAUGAAUUGUGUGUAAUAAUCAGUCUCAAUAUUAGACAAGGUUCAUUAUAUCUAUACUCAAGUCUCCGCUUUGUGUUUGCUGUAUGAAGUAGCAUUGUACAGCUGCCUAGCUAACUCAUAUAACGUUACUCACGUCGGCUCAACAACGUUUAAACAACCAUUCAAACCUUUGCAGACUUUAUUUGUCUGUUAAUUCUGUAUUUGCUCAGUGGUUUUAGUGCAGGGGUAUCAAACUCCUGGCCCACGAGACAAAUGUGCCCCCCGAAAUGAUUUAAUGUGGCCCCUAGGGCAAAAUGAGUUUGUAACCAAAGGGAUGAUCCCUGAUCAUAAGGCUUUUAAUAAGUACAGGUUUUAAAAUGACGAAAGAAAGACAUUGAGAAAAGACACGCAUUGAAAAUACUUUAUUUUGUGUUGUUUCAACGUGAUACAGGAUAAGAAGCUAAUUAAAAGGGACAUUGCACCUUUAAAAUAUAUCCCAACUGAACAUAAAUACAGUAUGAGUAAGUUGAAUCAUAAACACUGAUCUAAUGUCAGUUUUGUGGUUUACUCCUAAUGGUAAGGGUUGGGGAGGCUAUGCUGAUCCUAGAUCUUUAACUAUUGACAACUUCUAUCCUCAAUAUACAGUACAUAAGAACAGCUGGAAUGUGAUAACAAAACAAAUAGCAGCAAACAUUGUAGUUUCAUGACAACAAAGUUAUAAUUUGCAUUCUAAACUAGAAUGUCUUGGAACUAUUAGUGCCAACAUGGUAAAUAUACAACUUCUAAGGCUCAGCCUCAAAUUAUACCAUAUUCUCCAUGGAGUGCACUACUUUUGAUGAAAUACUACUUUGUACUAAAAGUAUUGCACUAGCAUAUAUGGAGAAUAGGGUGUCAUUAGUAGCCGAAGUCAAUUUAACUUAGUGUCUCUCAAGCUGUAUAUAACUAACAUUCUGUGUUUUAAAUGAAAUUGUAUAGAAUUUUGGUAAGAAACUGCUUGUAAAGAAUUUGGGUAUCUAGAUAGAGAAUUUCUGUAUUACACGAAACAAACUGUAGGCAAAGUAUGCAUGUAUUAAUAGCUAAUAAUAAAUGUGAAGA
Molecule: messenger RNA, 5414 nt
Organism: Oncorhynchus nerka (sockeye salmon)
Lineage: Eukaryota; Metazoa; Chordata; Actinopteri; Salmoniformes; Salmonidae
Biological process (GO): actin cytoskeleton organization; positive regulation of Arp2/3 complex-mediated actin nucleation
Cellular component (GO): SCAR complex; cytoskeleton
Molecular function (GO): protein kinase A regulatory subunit binding; Arp2/3 complex binding; actin binding
Source: RefSeq, a predicted model, not a curated record